Messenger RNA from Ceratotherium simum simum (southern white rhinoceros), 1961 nucleotides. It is a transcript of the gene LRIT1, whose product is annotated as leucine rich repeat, Ig-like and transmembrane domains 1. Gene Ontology annotation, cellular component: endoplasmic reticulum membrane. Lineage: Eukaryota; Metazoa; Chordata; Mammalia; Perissodactyla; Rhinocerotidae. Gene Ontology annotation, molecular function: protein binding. The record is from RefSeq and is a predicted model, not a curated record.
AAUGAGCCAGUGGGCAGCUGCUGGGCUUGCUGGGCCGGCAGGACAGAGCAGUCCAGGGACAGGGCCCUGCCUGGGCUACAGAGGAGCCAGGAGCCAUGAGGGUGGCAGUGGGCAUGCUCUGGCUCCUGGCCCUCGGGGGGCACCCCCAAGCCCGGGGCUCCUGCCCUUCUCAGUGCAGCUGCAGUCUCCACAUCCUGGGCGAUGGCAGCAAGGCGAGGACGGUGGUGUGCAGCGACCCUGACAUGACGCUGCCGCCCGCGGCCGUCCCUCCGGACACCUCCCGACUGCGCCUGGAGCGCACGGCCAUCCGCAGGCUGCCCGGCGAGCCCUUCCGGCCGCUCGGCCGCCUGGAGCAGCUGUGGCUGCCCUACAACGCGCUGGGCGAGCUGGGCGCCCUCGUGCUGCGCGGCCUGCGGCGCCUGCGCGAGCUGCGCCUGCCCGGGAACCGCCUGGCCGCCUUCCCCUGGGCGGCGCUCAGGGACGCCCCCCAGCUGCGGCUGCUGGACCUGCAGGCCAACUGCCUCGCCGCCGUGCCGCCCGAGGCCGCGCGCUUCCUGCGCAACCUCACCUUCCUCGACCUCUCCAGCAACCAGCUGCUGAGGCUCCCGCAGGAGCUGCUCGCCGCCUGGGCUCCCCUGCAGACCGGGCCCUCCCUUCCCGGCCACCGCGCCAGGCUGGUCCUAGGGCUGCAGGACAACCCCUGGGUGUGUGACUGCCGACUCCAUGACCUGGUCCGUUUCCUGGAAGUCUGGGCCCCAAACCUGGCCUUCAUAGAGGCCAGGCUGAGGUGCGCCAGUCCUCGCAGCCUGGCCGGAGUGGCCUUCAGCCAACUGGAACUGAGGAAGUGCCAGAGCCCACAGCUCCGUCCAGGGGUGAACAACAUCAGGUCCCCUUUGGGCAGCACAGUAUUGCUACGUUGUGGGGCCACCGGGGUCCCUGGGCCCGAGAUGAGCUGGAGGAGGGCCAGCGGGCACCCACUCAAUGGCACAGUGCACCAGGAAGUCUCCAGUGAUGGCACGAGCUGGACGCUGCUGGGCCUGCCUGCGGUCUCACAUGUUGACUCUGGAGACUACGUUUGCCAGGCCAAGAACUUCCUGGGAGCCUCUGAGACUCUCAUCUCCCUGGUUGUCACCGAGCCCCAGACUUCCACAGAACGUGGUGGAACCCAGGGGGCACUGUGGACAGGCGAGGGGGCGGAAGCUGCUGCGUACAACAACAAGCUGGUAGCCAGGCAUGUCCCCCACAUCCCCGAGCUUGCUGUCCUGGCCACGGGACCCCCUGUGCCCAACAUGAAGGAGGAGCUGGCCCUCCAGCACUUCCAGAUGGGUGCCCCAGGAGAGCGCUCAGAGGGGCAGGCGGGACUCCAGGAGGCCCGAAUGGUGACGUAUCUCAAGGUGGUGGGAGACACUUACCACAGUGUGACCUUGGUGUGGAAGGCCCCCCAGGCCAGGAACACAACUAUGUUCAGUGUCCUCUAUGCCGUCUUUGGGCAGCGUGACAUGCGCCGGGUGAUGGUGCAGCCCGGGAAGACCAGCAUCACCAUCCACGGGCUGGAGCCCAAGACCAAGUACGUGGCGUGUGUCUGCGUGAGGGGCUUCGGGCCCCGGAAGGAGCAGUGUGUCAUCUUCUCCACUGAUGAGGUGGUGGACGCCGAGGCCACCCAGCGGCUCAUCAACGUGGUAGUGAUCAGUGUGGCCACCGUCAUUGCCCUGCCCCUCACGCUACUCGUCUGCUGCAGCGCUGUCCAGAGGCGCUGCCGCAAGUGCCACACCGGGGGCACCGCCGAGGCCACGGGUGCCUACGUCAACCUGGAGAGGCUCGGCCACAGCGAGGACGGCUCGGAGGAGCUGUCCCGGCACAGCCUCAGCGAGGUCGACAGGCUCCUCUCAGCCCGUUCCAGCCUGGACUCUCAGGCCCUGGGGGUCAGGGUGAGCAGACGGAUCAAUGAGUACUUCUGCUGA